Messenger RNA from Condylura cristata (star-nosed mole), 336 nucleotides. RefSeq names its product secretoglobin, family 3A, member 2 (gene SCGB3A2). Lineage: Eukaryota; Metazoa; Chordata; Mammalia; Eulipotyphla; Talpidae. The coding region runs from base 1 to 234 and encodes 77 amino acids. The record is from RefSeq and is a predicted model, not a curated record. The transcript is spliced from 3 exons.
AUGGAGGAGAUGACUGCAUUCUUCCUCCCCAAGUUACCAGUUCCUGUCAACAAUUUACCUUCACCUCUGAACAAUGUUCUCUCUUUCCUGGAUCCAUUAAAACAACUUCUGCACACUCUGGGCAUUUCUGUUGAGCACCUUGUGGAAGGGCUGAGGAAGUGUGUAAAUGAGCUGGGACCAGAGGCCUCUGAAGCUGUGAAGAAACUGCUGGAGGCCCUCUCACAUUUGGUGUGAUGGCAGGCCAAAGAGAGAGGAGACGGGAGGAGGCUAAUUCUUCUCUCCUCGCUGGCUGUAACUCAUUCCACCCAGUUAUAAACCAGCCACCCUAAAAUGUGU